Messenger RNA from Helianthus annuus (common sunflower), 1493 nucleotides. Its product is annotated as pre-mRNA-splicing factor ATP-dependent RNA helicase DEAH10. Bases 741 to 1241 code for a protein of 166 amino acids. Gene Ontology annotation, cellular component: nucleolus; intracellular anatomical structure. Lineage: Eukaryota; Viridiplantae; Streptophyta; Magnoliopsida; Asterales; Asteraceae. The record is from RefSeq and is a predicted model, not a curated record. Gene Ontology annotation, molecular function: RNA binding. The transcript is spliced from 10 exons. Gene Ontology annotation, biological process: positive regulation of transcription by RNA polymerase I.
CCCCAUUUUCCCAAAUUUAUGAGCGCCAUUUCCUCUCUUCAAGGGUUUCCCUCUUUCACUUGCCCAUUUCCCCCCACAACCCUUCACCACCGCUUCCUACCGCAUCCCAACCACCUCCUCUUUUUCUUCUUAACCUACACCAGUGUUAAUAUUAAGGGAGUCUUCCACUUCCUGAUUUGUGUAUGUUUGCUAAAUCAGUAUUAAUAUUUCAGAUUUGUGGCUGAUCGAGAAUCAAGGAACAAUGGUGGUGGUGCAAGCACCAGGCUAACAGCGGCUUAGGGUUAGGGGUUCAACAAGGAUCAUUGACGAUGUGGUAAUAUCCGAAAUUUGUUUGGAGUUACUAUUAGCUAGCCAAGAAGUGGCAUCCAGAUGCAAAUAAAGACGAUCCAGAAGCAGUAAAAGGUUUCAGGAAGUUUCAAAGGCAUUUGUGGGUACUAAGGUUCUGAAAGAUAAAGAAAAAUGAGCUCAAUCAUGAUCAGCUUGGUCAUGACACUUUUGAAGCAAGUGCUAGUGCAGCUGGUCUCGGUCAAUGGCGCAAUCCAUUUCAGGACCUCAAUGAUAUUUUCGGUUUUGGGCCAUUUGCUAGGCAAUUUACCGGCAAGGAUGCUAAGGUCACCCUUGAACUUUCGUUUGUGGAGGUUGUUCAGGGAUGUACAAACAAUAUAGCAACGACACUUAUAGAAACGACUUGGGUGACCUAUAGGGACGGGACUGUAGAGACAAUAUGUUGUAGAGACGACAUGCCGUCUCUACAGGUGAAAAAAGCUUAUAGAUAUUAUGGUUUCACUGAGUCAGACUGUUUGGAUGCAGCUUUAGUUACCAAAUUUCUGAUACAUAUGGAGGAAGGGCCUGGUGAUAUACUUGUUUUUUUAUCUGGUCAAGAAGAGAUUGAAUCCAUUGAGGGUCUUGUGCAUGAAAAUCUCAAGAAAUUACUUGAAGCCAAUCAGAAACUCUUAAUUUAUCCACUGUUCUCUUCUCUUCCAUCGGAGAAGCAAAUGAAAGUUUUCACACCUGCUCCAGAUGGGUUCAGAAAGGUAACACUGGCAACAAACAUUGCUGAAAUAUCAGUAACAAUACCAGGAGUCAAGUAUGUUAUUGAUCCUGGAUUGGUAGAGGUGUGCAAUUACUCUCCUGACAGUGGGAUUGAAUCUUUGAUUGUUGUUAAAAUCUCGAAAGCUCAAGCUCUUCAAAGAAGGAUGAUCCCCUAUGCGUUGCUGCCAGACAAGAUGGGAAGAUAUUAGUCUCUAGUUUGUGGGUUGAUCACAGUUUCGAUGUCGGAGCGCCUGUGGAUACAACCUCAGUCACAAUAUUUAACUCGCAUGAAGAUUGUGAAAGAGAUUCAUGAACACAAUGAAGUUUUGUGUUUUUAUUCAUACACUUGUUAGUUUAUUUGGGUUAUAUGUUUGAUCAUUAGACUUAGAUCGACACUUAUUAGCCAUUUGGAAUCUUUGUAAGAUUGAUUGAACUUCUAAUGAAGUGAUUAUUUUAUGAUU